Micropterus dolomieu (smallmouth bass) is the source of this 2905-nucleotide messenger RNA. RefSeq names its product MIF4G domain containing b (gene mif4gdb). The coding region runs from base 215 to 880 and encodes 221 amino acids. The record is from RefSeq and is a predicted model, not a curated record. Lineage: Eukaryota; Metazoa; Chordata; Actinopteri; Centrarchiformes; Centrarchidae. Gene Ontology annotation, molecular function: RNA binding; translation activator activity; protein binding. Gene Ontology annotation, biological process: regulation of translational initiation. Gene Ontology annotation, cellular component: cytosol. The transcript is spliced from 6 exons.
GCUGGAUUUUCUACCAACUUGAUAUGUAAUUAACUUUAACCCGUGUCCUUCGUUUGACGGCCGUUUGUAAUGUAAACGUAGGUGAACAUUGGGUGUAAAACUUGACGCUAACUGGUCUUAACGCUAACGUUGGGGUUCUGCAGAGGCACACAAGCUAGCUAAUUCAUCAUACUGGGACAGCUCUCAGGUGUGAUCUUGGGUGCUGCCAUCUAUAAUGGAAAACUCUACUGAUGACUACAGGAUCCAGUCAUUUGACCUGGACACACAGAUGUUGUUGAAAACAGCAUUGAAAGAUCCAAGUUCAGUGAACCUGGAGAAGGUAUCCAGUAUCAUCGUAGAUCAGUCUUUGAAGGACCAGGUGUUCAGCAAAGAGGCUGGACGCAUCUGCUACACCAUCGUGCAGGCCGAGGCCAAGCAGAGCAACGGAAAUGUGUUCAGGAGGAGCUUGUUGAACCGGCUCCAGCAGGAAUUCAAGGGCCGUGAGGAAACGAGGGGGCGCUCGCUGCAGGAGUGGGUGUGCUACGUCACGUUCAUCUGCAACAUCUUCGACUACCUCAAAGUGAACAACAUGCCGAUGGUGGCUCUGGUCCAUCCUGUGUUUGACUGUCUGAUUAGGCUGGCCCAACCCGAUGCUCUGAUGAAUGAGGAGGAGGUGGACUGCCUGGUGCUGCAGCUGCAUCGCAUCGGAGAGCAGCUGGAGAAGGUAAACAGUCAGCGGAUGGACGAGCUGUUCUUCCUGCUGCGUGACGGCUUCCUGCUUCAGGAGGGCCUGACCUCCAUGACCCGCCUGCUGCUGUUGGAGAUCCUGGAGUUCAGGGCCGGAGGCUGGAUGCUCAGCAGCACUGCCCACAAGUACUACUACAGUGAAAUUGCCGACUAGGAUUGUCGCAGGGUGCUGAGCAGCUGUUUCAUACAGGUGCGUUCGCCAGCCGUCAAACACCUUGGAUGACUCUCCAUAGUCGCCACUGAUUAUAAAACCAGCAUUUUCAUGUCGGACAGCGACAUCCUCCAGGAAAUCAGCGGAGGGUUUUGUGAAGAUAGUGGUUCAUAAACUGUAAAAAGACUUUGAUUUUGCUGGAUUGUUCCCUGCUUGUGAUAAUAUUUACCGAGACGUGGUGCCGUGUAGGUGGAACGUGCAAUAGUUGAGAAGAAGUUAAGUUAACGAGGUUUAGCCACAUUCAGGUACACUUUGUUUAAAAGGAGUUUCUUUUAAAGUUUGCUUACAGAUAAAGAAGCCGAAUAUAUUUUUUAUGUUUUUUUUUUAAUCUUGCAGGCAUUCCUGUUUUGAGUCCAAUUUAUUACUUUUGACCAAAUCCAAAGGGCUUGAAACAGACAUUCCAGUCAGAAGCAAGCUGAUUUGGUCUUUUUUACUUUUUUUUUUUAUUGUUGUGUGACCAACUUUUUAAUUUAAUUGAAAACCAAUAUUUGAAUUACUUAGAAUAUUUUAGUGUAGAACUGAACUUUUACAAAAGGUUUGAACUGCAGUUCAGAGGAAUUUUUGCCUAACUUGUCUUGUAGGAUUCCUGUUACUGUUUUGUUGCCUCUCAGUAUUUGAGGAUCAGUUGUCAGAAGAAGCGUUGUCUUAAUUCAGGGAUCUUCUUUUAAUUUUUUUUACAACUCAAAUAAAAUACCAAGAGAUUAGUUACAGUUCAUAUUUAAACUGUGUUUCUACAGAUAAGUCAGAUUUUAUUUGCAAGUUUUGUUUUUUUAAACAAGUCGUGCCAAAAUAACAAGAACGGCGUCGUCCAAUAUGGGGGACUCGAUGAGGAUUAAAAUCUUAAUUUAAAAGUUGAUGUGCUGGAGGACAGUGGUGGGGGAAGUACACAGAUCAUUUACUUAAGUUAAAGUAGAAAUACCACAGUAUAGAAGUACUAUUGCAAGUAAAAACCCUGCCCUUGGAAAUUGAGUUAAGUAAAAGUACAAAAGUAUUAGCAUAAAAGUACAGGAAAAUAAGUUUUAAUGCAGAAUGACUCAUUUCAGAAUCAUGUUACAUUAUUGGAUUAGAAUUAUUAAUGAAUCAUAAUUUGGAUUAUUAAUCUGAAUCUUCAAAGUAGCUAGUAAGUCAUCAAACAAGUGUACUGCUGUAAAAGAAAGUAAAAUAUUUCCCUCUAAAUUGUACAAGUACCUCAAAAUUGUGCUUAAGUAAAGUACUUGAGUAAAUAUGCCUAGUUACUAUCCACCACUGCUGGAGGAGUAGCUAUUUUCCUCUAUUCACAAAUACACAGGUCACUUACCAGUGUAAAUUAAGUCAUAGAAAAGUAUUUUUCCUUUUGAAUUCAGCUUCCACCAGCACUAGAAACAUGAUGUAGCUGAGCUCAGUUUUACGUUGUGAGUCUGUUGUUACCUUUUGUUGACACUCGGUGACGGCUUUACACCCAAAGCUGUGCCUUUGAAUCAGACCGACACGCAUAGGACACUCGCCAUGUGGUUCAAAUAUUACAUUGCUUUUGAAAUGUCGUUAUUUUGAAAAGCUGCACCUGUAAUAAUAUGUAAAUAAGUAAAGCUUAAUAUAAAAUUGGCUUUCACAGCAGUCAGACAAAUCAACCUCCGAUCAAUUCAGAGAAAAAAAAGUUUAUCUCCCAAAAUCCUUUUUUCUAGCUCCGUUAACGAUUUGCAUACAAACUGUGGGAUUUGUCACCACAUUCAGACCAAGUCAACAAAACAAACUGGCAAAAUAGGUUAAAGACGAUCAUCCUGAGAGUUAAAAUAGGAAUAACUCAGCUUGAAUGCUGUAGACACUAAUAGUCCCUUAAUGACAGGGCACAGUACUGUCUGCAAUACAUGUUUAUAUAUUUUAUUACACUGCUGCAACAUUUUUACAUUACUCAAUACCAUUUUUUAUGGUUGGGUUGUACAUUUAAUGCUAAUGUAUUUGUUCUAAUAAAUCUGGGAAGUUUUUCCUUAA